AUGUUGAAUUUGCGUUCAUGUGCUCCGCUUCUUCGGGCCACUAACCAUCGACUCCCAGAUUUCACAUCGUCUGGCGAUGGAGAUUUCUUCUUCGUUCAACUAGCCGAUCCUCAACUAGGUCUCUUAGAACGAUACAUUGAGAAACGUGAUCCUCCUUUUCAUUGGGACCGUGAAUUAGUUUUGGCGAAACGCGCUGUUCUAGCUAUUAACAACCUUGUUCCGAAACCGAAGUUCGUUAUGGUAUGUGGUGACCUCAUUGACGCUCAACCCGGCAAUCCAGAUCGUCCUACUCAAGCUGCCGAUCUAAUGAAAAUAUUCGAGGGUUUGCAUCCAGAUAUACGCAUUAUGGUUCUUCCUGGAAAUCACGAUGUUGGUGACAGACCAUCUGCUAGCGACCUGGAAGAUUAUCGCUCAUUAUGGGGCGAUGAUUACUUCUCUUUUUCAUACGAAAAAUGCAAAUUUAUCGUCGUUAACUCGCAGUUAUAUUGGGAUUCAUCUAACUGCCCCUCCGAGGCCGCCCUACAGGACGCUUGGCUUCGUAAUGAAUUGUCCGCCUCUGAAAACAAGCUGGCAGAUCAUACCAUCGUCUUUCAGCACAUACCAUGUUUUACGGGAGAUCCCGAUGAAAAGGACGAUUAUUUCAAUCUACCGAAGGAGAACCGCUUAAAGUUGCUACAUCUUUACCACGACGCCGGCGUCCGCUUCGUCUUUUCGGGUCAUCUGCACUACAAUGGUGGGGGUCCUUGGACUCCCAGUGAUGGCGCCCCGCCGCUACAGGUUGUUUCAUCAUCUGCCGUAGGCGUCCAACUGGGUCACGACAGUCCCGGACUAAGAGUUGUCCAUGUGUCUCCGAAGCACGGACUUGCACACAAAUACUUCACUUUUGAUGAAUUAGAGAGCGGUGGUCCAAAUAGUAAUCAUGAGUUUUACAGCCUUUCGAUGGUUCUCAUCCUUUACGAAUGUCUAUCCAGCUCGUUUAUCUUCAGCGAGUUGCAGAAUCUUUGCGUUAGGCGCUUCGUCAUGCUUUGCGAGCAGGCCUGCUGUCUAUCGGCCCUUCUCAACCAAUACAACUGGCAAGGGUCUCGAGUUUGCUAUUCCCUUAACUACUGGCAAACAUGUGAAGACAAGACCCAUCCGUCCUUUGGCCCCUGUACGUUUGAAGUAAAAUCGGACUCCGAUUUUAAAAGGGAUUCUGAAUUUCGCGUUGCAGCCUACGGCAUAAGCCAGAUGAUAGAGAUUGCCAAGCUCACUCCCGCGGAUCUAAUGGCCAGCAACUACCACAACAUCAAUCUGCCUCCGGAUGUUUCUAGUGAGGUUCGGUUCUUCUCGCGACCAGCUCUAAGUGAUCCGACCUCUCGCCGAGAUAUUCUUGUAUUCAGAUCUGGUGUUUGUGUAUUUUGGAACGCUCCAGACGCCGAAUGCCGCCAGAUGCUGGAUAGGAUUCGGAAGUACUGCGACGCCCCAGUCUCCUCGCAGCUCAUAGAAUGGGAGGAACUGCGCUACUUUCUGACAGCUGGUGACACCUUUCUCGAUGGCGAAGACAUUUGUCUACACCAUUCGCCCUCCGUAAACAUUCAGCAGCCUGACGCCGCCCCGGAGGUCCCAAUCGCAGAUAACCUUGUCUUUGAAAAACUCGCCUUCUCCGAUGCCCUUGCAUCGUCAGUCAAACUCGCCCUCCUGGAAACUAGUUUCGAUUCUGUGGCCCUGCAGAUGCAGCCUUGGCUAGAAGUACGCGAUUUGCUUAUUUUCAUGCACCUUCUAAACGUGAGCACCAACAUAACUGAGACCCCGGACUUUUACUGGGACCGGCCGGAGGUUGAGAAGUUAUUUCAACAGUUGAAGAGUGCUCUAAGCAUCCAGAGUCGAACAAAGGUGAUUUUCGAGUUCCAUCGGCUGUACGAGAAGUGGCAACUUAAAAAAUGCACUACGUCGUCAGCUGAGGUUUGA
Dibothriocephalus latus is the source of this 1947-nucleotide messenger RNA. Lineage: Eukaryota; Metazoa; Platyhelminthes; Cestoda; Diphyllobothriidea; Diphyllobothriidae. The record is from the annotation of a GenBank genome assembly.